Molecule: messenger RNA, 2139 nt
Organism: Schistosoma haematobium
Lineage: Eukaryota; Metazoa; Platyhelminthes; Trematoda; Strigeidida; Schistosomatidae
Exons: 1
Coding region: 1332-1643 (103 amino acids)
Source: RefSeq, a predicted model, not a curated record
UAAUAUAUGGAUUCAUUUUAUUUCGUUAAUUUCUCCAUCAGCUGCUUACAACCUUAAAUAUUUGAAAAUCAGUGUUAUUACAGAUAUUGACAUACUUAACAUAAGAGGGUGAUUAAAGAUGAACAAAUGUAUCAUGAUGUAGCAAACAUUCCAUUAAAGUUAAUUAGGUUAUAAAAUUUUUGUCUGGAAUUGCCUCGAAAGUUUCAGAACAUUGAAAUAGUGAUUAGAACUCAAGAAGUUAACAAAUAUUAGAUGAUUGUGUAACUAAGUAAAUGAAAAUAAAUUAGAGGUAAUAAAGAAAGAUAUGAAUUGAAAUCAGCCAGUUAUGUAUGAUGUAAUUUAAACUUCAGAAAGAGUGGGUAUAAUGACGUAAUAAAUAAAUAAAGGGGGUUUUUGUUACCAGGGUAAAGAAGAUUUAUUACUCUUUCUUUUUGUAUACAUGGAAAACGUGAAGAUAAAAAAACCAAUAAAAAAAUCAAUUUAGCUGCAGGAUAAGUCCUUGUCCACGCAGUUUUUAGUCUCAUAUUGAUUGAUCCUGUGACAUUAGCACAUUUAAAUUUAAGUUGGGUAAAAAUAGGCUUUUUAUCUGCUGUAAUGAGAAUGAUACUGCUACACAAAAUUUCCAUUAGCAAGCACACAAACAGUUACUAAGUGAAAAGAUUAUGAGUGAGGAAGAAGGUUUAUUAGAGUAUUUCCAAUCACUAUUAAGUCUGCAGCAUUAUUUGCCUAACCCAUACUUGAUAGUGAGAAACCAAAACAUACUGAAUAAAGUGAAACACAAAGAAUGGUGGUAAGAAUGAAUAUUUGCAAAGCAAAAAGGUAACAAAUUACAGUUACAAUAUAAAUGGUAUGUUAAACAACAAAAUGAUGACAGUUGUUAUGAAAUGAAUGUUACUUGUAAGCUGCUCUUUGAGAUGACAACCACAAAUUAGUUCACUUGACCAACAAAGGUUCCCCUGCACGUGGUGGCACCGACGGCGUAAUGAGAAAGAUUAAUAAUGAUCCAGUUCAAAACUCUAACGUAGCAAGGGAAGGCCUAAAGGAUGUUAUAACACUAUUAUAAUCUUCAAUCAAAGACCGUAGCCAAUAAAGCAGAAGAACAGACGGCGGAGAUAGCGUUUACAUUUUAACAAUCGCGGUAAUGUGUGUAUAUAACCAAACAAUUAUGUUCGUUUCCUUACUAUUGAUACAGAGAAACAAUAGAUAUUCAACAUAAAUGUGGUUACAUAUAAACUGUGACAAAUCGGAAGAAAUGUGGUUUUUAUUUUGUCGUUAUAAAAAUCACUGAAUAUACAUGUCACAAUACCACCGACAAACUGGAAGAAGAACUGAUGAACGUUGAAAAAUACCUAACAGACAACUGUUGUCCGCAUAAAUUUAUUGACAAAUAUAAAAAUCCCAAAGGAAAUAAGACGGAAAUGACUACAGCUAUUGAAAAACCGAUAUCUAUAAAUCUCAACUUUAGAAGCGAUGACGUCGCAAACACAAUCGGAAGGAGGCUUAACAUUGCAUUAGCCAGAACUUAUCCAGCAAUCGAACUAUUAAUUCUGUAUAAAACAACAUGUUCAAUAACUCAAUCAAAGGUUGACAAGCACUCCUUUCAUGUUACAGACAAUUGUAUUCAUAAAUUUGCGUGUACCUGACAAAGCAACUACACUGGCCGAACAGAAAGGAGAAAUAUUACUACUACUAAUACUACGAACACUAGAAACAAUACCACUAAUACCACUACUACUACUCACACUACAACAACAACAACUACUAUUAUUAUUAUUAUUAUUAAUAUUAUUAUUAUUAUUAUUGCUACGACGACUAACACUAUCACUAAAACUUCUUUUUCCUCUAUCACUGUUACUAAUACCUAUACUAAUACCUUAUUUUAGUAAAUCCUCUUACUCAAAUUCUUCAACACGAUUUGCAUAUUACAAGCCUUGCACUAUAAUUAGUUCUACUGGAUUGAAUUUCGGAACACACAUGAUGGUUUUCUAGACUACGUGUUUGUGCUAGACACAAGUUGACAGUCAAUAAUAAUCGCAAUUGUGCUCUUUGCCGACGUUCACCAAUGUACCCGUAUAAAUCAAAUGAAACCAAAUGAAUGGUAUAAUGCAAACUAGUCAUUUAUUGAGCAAACGCCAGUUU